Molecule: messenger RNA, 1469 nt
Organism: Eucalyptus grandis
Lineage: Eukaryota; Viridiplantae; Streptophyta; Magnoliopsida; Myrtales; Myrtaceae
Product: serine carboxypeptidase-like 51
Exons: 14
Coding region: 2-1450 (482 amino acids)
Biological process (GO): proteolysis
Molecular function (GO): serine-type carboxypeptidase activity
Source: RefSeq, a predicted model, not a curated record
AAUGGAGAAACAUUUGCUUCUCCUUUCUUUUCUCCUUUUGUUCUCGUUUGGACAUCCCCGAUUUACCUCAGCUGAAGGAACAAGUGACGGGUUCGAGCAGUGGGGAUACAUCGACGUUCGACCAGGGGCUCACCUCUUCUGGUGGCUAUACAGAAGUCCGUAUAGAGUUGAAGACCCUUCCAAACCAUGGCCAGUACUGCUGUGGCUCCAAGGAGGCCCUGGAGGCUCCAGUGUUGGAUUUGGAAACUUUGGGGAAAUUGGACCACUGGAUGAGAAUUUGCAGCCCCGGAAUUUCACAUGGCUUCGAAAAGCAGAUCUUUUAUUUGUGGACAGUCCAGUGGCAACAGGCUUCAGUUAUGUAGAGGAUGAGAGCUUAGUAGUGAAAACAGACUAUGAAGCAGCAGCUGAUUUGAUCACUUUGCUGAUAGAGCUCUUCAAUGGGAAUGAGACCCUCCAAAAGAGCCCUCUGUUUGUCUUUGCAGAAUCAUAUGGAGGCAAAUUUGCUUCUGCUCUGGGAAUAACAGCUCUAGAAGCUAUUGAAGCUGGAAAACUGAAGGCCCGACUUGGGGGAGUUGCUUUGGGGGAUAGCUGGAUUUCUCCUGAGGACUUUGUGUUUUCGUGGGGACCUGUUCUUAAAGUCAUGUCACGAAUCGACGAGAAUGGCCUGAAUCAGUCAAAUAGUUUAGCCCUGAAGAUCCAGCAGCAACUUGCAGAAGGCAAAUCGGAAAAUGCCACCGCAACAUGGUCUGACCUGGAGGGAGUCAUCCUACGAUACAGUAAUAACGUGGACUUUUACAACUUCAUGUUAGACGAUGUGAGCAAUCCUGCGGCGGUGACGGAGAGCAGAACGAGGUCAAAUAGAUACAUCGAGAGAACCUCCGCUGGUGCAGGUGCAGCCAAUAGUGGCUUAGGAAACUUGAUGAACGGGCCGAUCAGAAAAAAGCUAAAGGUCAUUCCGGAUAAUGUGACAUGGCAAGGACAAGGUGGCUUGGUUUUCCCAGCCUUCCAUGGAGACUUCAUGAAACCAAGAAUCGAAGAGGUGGACAAGCUUUUAGCCAAAGGCGUGAACGUCACCGUUUACAAUGGACAGCUGGAUCUCAUAUGUGCAACAAAAGGAACAGAAGCAUGGCUCAAUAAGCUCAAGUGGGACGGUCUGAGCAGUUUCCUGAGUGAGGACCGUGUUCCUCUAUACUGUGGAAAAGGCUUUACUGGAUUCUCGGUGCUGGACACAUGGUACCCAUCGACCAGCCAUGCAUUUCCUUACAAAUGGUGGGCAGCAUCACUCAGUCGCCAAGCAAAUCUUAGUUUGAAAACCAAGCAAACUCAAAGCAGCCUUACAGCAACAGUAGACUUUUCAUAUCAAGGUCAGCACAGGCGAAAGGCAAAAACAGGACGCCAGAGAAUAGUCUAUUCACGUUUCUUGCAUACAAAGAAAGUGCUUUACAAAUAAUAAAGAUGAUUCUAGACCA